Molecule: messenger RNA, 1818 nt
Organism: Hyaloscypha bicolor E
Lineage: Eukaryota; Fungi; Ascomycota; Leotiomycetes; Helotiales; Hyaloscyphaceae
Product: putative phosphoenolpyruvate carboxykinase
Exons: 7
Coding region: 1-1818 (605 amino acids)
Biological process (GO): gluconeogenesis
Cellular component (GO): cytosol
Molecular function (GO): ATP binding; phosphoenolpyruvate carboxykinase (ATP) activity
Source: RefSeq, a predicted model, not a curated record
AUGUCUCCUCCUUUAAAUAACGCUGCCGACCCCGUUGAGCGGACUGCCUCUCCGUACAGCAAUCCGUACGAACUGGGUCCCAAAUCCAAGAUCCUCUCCUCCCGCACCUCCAACUACCACAGCACCAGUCUUCGAAACAUGGUUACCGUCAAUACCGUCAACAAGACCGCUCUUCACCCUGGCGGUGUCCAGCCGGUCAAAGAGCACACCGAGCUCGAGGAAGAGCUGCACGAGAAGGCACACAUCGACUAUGACCGUGUAGCAAUUGUUCCCAACCCCAGCGUCGCCGCCCUCUACGAAGAUGCCCUUGUAUACGAAACUGGCUCUGCCAUCACAUCCACCGGUGCCCUAACUGCAUACUCAGGAGCAAAGACCGGUCGUUCGCCUCUGGACAAACGAAUUGUCAAGGAGCCCGGCUCAGAAAAUGAUAUCUGGUGGGGACCUGUCAACAAGCCGAUGACACCCGAUGUCUGGCGAAUCAACCGUGAACGAGCGAUCGACUACUUGAACACACGAAAUCGAAUCUACGUCGUCGACGGAUUUGCAGGAUGGGAUAAGAAGUACCAAAUCAAAGUUCGAGUUGUUUGCGCUCGUGCCUACCAUGCUUUGUUCAUGCGAAAUAUGCUUAUUCGCCCUGAUCGAAAAGAUCUUGAGCAUUUCCAUCCUGACUAUACCAUUUACAAUGCCGGGUCCUUCCCUGCCAACAGAUACACGGAAGGUAUGACUUCAGGAACCUCGGUCGCGAUCAACUUCGCCGACAAGGAGAUGGUAAUUCUCGGUACCGAGUACGCCGGAGAGAUGAAGAAGGGUGUUUUCACUGUUCUCUUCUAUGAGAUGCCCGUCAAACACAACGUUCUCACCCUUCACUCCUCUGCCAACGAAGGCAAGAAUGGAGAUGUUACAGUUUUCUUUGGCCUUUCAGGGACUGGCAAGACUACACUAUCAGCCGACCCCAAUCGUGCUUUGAUCGGUGAUGAUGAGCAUUGCUGGAGUGAUCGCGGUGUCUUCAACAUUGAGGGUGGUUGCUACGCAAAAUGUAUUGGCCUUUCUGCUGAGAAAGAGCCCGAUAUUUUCGGUGCCAUCAAGUUCGGUUCUGUUCUCGAGAACGUUGUGUUCAGCCCUGAGACCCGCCUCGUUGAUUAUGAUGACUCGACUCUGACGGAAAACACUCGAUGUGCUUACCCCAUCGAGUACAUCGAGAACGCCAAGAUUCCAUGCUUGUCGACAAAUCACCCUACCAACAUUAUCCUCCUUACCUGUGAUGCUCGUGGUGUUCUCCCACCCAUCUCCAAGCUCGACUCCGCCCAAACCAUGUUUCACUUCAUUUCCGGUUAUACUUCAAAGAUGGCAGGCACUGAAGAUGGCGUUACGGAACCACAAGCAACCUUUUCAUCUUGCUUCGCCCAACCUUUCUUGGCUUUGCACCCAAUGCGUUAUGCGAAGAUGUUGGCUGACAAGAUUGAGCACCAUAAGGCCAAUGCUUGGUUGUUGAACACUGGAUGGGUUGGUGCCGGUGCUACCACUGGUGGCAAGCGUUGCCCACUGAAAUAUACCCGAGCUAUUCUUGAUGCCAUCCACUCGGGAGAGCUUGCGAAGGUCGAGUACGAGACCUACGAGACGUUCAACCUCGCCGUACCAAAGACUUGCACUGGUGUGCCCUCAGAACUGUUGAAUCCCCGAAAUGCAUGGACCGCUGGCCAUGACAGCUUCCGGGACGAAGUUACAAAGCUUGGCAAGUUGUUCAAUGAGAACUUCAAGAAGUACCAAGAUGAGGCCACUGCAGAUGUCAUUAAAGCUGGCCCCGAGGUUAAGGUUUAG